Messenger RNA from Rhagoletis pomonella (apple maggot), 1933 nucleotides. RefSeq lists its product as uncharacterized. The transcript has 4 exons. Gene Ontology annotation, molecular function: lipase activity. The coding region runs from base 13 to 1326 and encodes 437 amino acids. Lineage: Eukaryota; Metazoa; Arthropoda; Insecta; Diptera; Tephritidae. The record is from RefSeq and is a predicted model, not a curated record.
UGUAGCAAAAAAAUGUACAAAACAUCAACGCAGAAAUAUACAACGAGGCUUUCAAACCUAUCAAGGAUCUUAUGGAUUAUAGUCAUUCUCGUACUACCUUAUACACAAGCCAAAUCAAUAUUCAAUUAUGGCCAACCAUAUCCGUUCGGCAUCGACGCCACAACAACGACAACCACACAACUGCCACAAACAACAACAACCGAAGCCUCAGCACGCGAUAUAGUAAUCGGUCCCUGUCGUUGGGUUAUCGAACGCAAGUGUCCCGAUAAGGAUAUACGCUUCUACUUGUAUACGCGUCGUAAUCCUGUAGAUCGGCAAUGUUUGCACAUCGAUGAAACGCUGGACAAGUCGAACAUAACAAAUUCGAAUUUUAAUCCACGUUAUCAGACAAAGAUCAUCAUACAUGGUUACAAUGCGGAUAUGUUUAUGGGUACACUGCAGCGCAUGCGGCAAGAAUACUUAAUGCGUGAUGAAUACAAUAUUAUCUAUGUGGAUUGGGCUAUAUUGGCGCCAGGCCCCUGUUAUUUGAGUGCCGUCCAUAAUACCAAACAUGUGGGCGCCUGUGUGGCACAGCUUGUGGAGCGCAUUCUAGAAAUGGGUACUACCGAUAUGCAUGUCAUAGGUUUCUCGCUGGGUGCGCAAUUGUCGAAUUAUGUUGCGCGGAAUUUGGGCUCAUUUGAGCUGCCGCGAAUAACGGCACGCAAAGGUUUCUGGGGUUGGGCUUGCAGUUCGUACAUCUCCUACUUGCUCGGUAUGUGUCCGCCAACCAAUUAUCUGCUCGAGGCAGGCGAAGAUAUAAAACCCAGCACGAAGGGUAUGUUUUUUGUCGAGACCAAUGAUACAUCGCCUUAUGCUUUAGGCAAAUGGACUGACUUGCCAACGUUGGGCAAACAAAAACCGAGCGUUACUAGAGCGCCAAUUACCAUUACUUUACCGCCGCCAGCAGGUUUCCAGGAUCCAUUGUUGCGUCAAAUCGAUCAAUGGAAUAAAUUGGAUACGAGUUUCAAUAAUAUUGAACAAACGCCAACGCCAUUUUCACAAGAUCCCAAUGGUGAAAAUUGGACGUAUUUUAGUGGCGUUGGCACGCGUGAUAUAACCGAAGAUUCGGAGAAUGCAAAGGUGGAGCAGGCUGUGAAUUCUGUGGAGGAACAAAGUUUUGAGGAGACGAAAAAUGAGAAAGAAACUCAGGUGGCGUGGCAUGAAUAUCGACGAAAUUUAACUAAUGGUUAUGUAGAGAAUAGUAUUUUCAAAGUGCCUCAUAUUGAAGGGGAAGGGCUGAAGGGGAAGAAAAUAAGUAGACAGCCGCGAGUAAAUGAAAUAAAGUGAUAAAAAAUGGAAAGAUCUAUAUUUUUAGAUUGAUAUUAGAGCUAUGAAGGGCGAAAAAUUUGGGACUGUGGUGAGUAUGGAAACAUAAAAUCGUUUGAUGGAUUGAAGAAAGUCGUAUAAUGGAAGAGACCAUAGUUCGCAAAACCUCGUCUAACCUUAAAGCCCUAAUAAAUUCAAAUAGUUUCAGUGAUGUCAACGAGUGAAUGUACGUAGCUUCUGAAGUCACUUACGUAAACUCGGCACCUGGCCCUGCAAUGUAUUACGGUUCUUUGACAGGGCAGCUGAGACUUCUAAGGGCAUACUUCACGUGUGCGCCGCAGUGGCGUGUAGGCAAGAAAAGUACCUUCGAGUAUUAAGCCCGCUGCCGAAUCACAUGCACUUGUUGUCACCAAACAUCCUCUUGGACUUCUUAAGGAGGGAGUUAGGAAUGAGUGACGUGUGGUAAGGAGCAAGAGGGUACAAUAGAUCUUACAAGCUGUCUAGGCGCGCGAAAAAGUGGCAUCCCAGAAAUUGGAGGCUCUUUGUGGCUAAAAGCCCAGUGUACUGUUUAUAAAGAACAGAAUAAUGCUAAGACCUCUACAACAACAACAACCUCCUCGACAGCAGA